Molecule: messenger RNA, 2463 nt
Organism: Oppia nitens
Lineage: Eukaryota; Metazoa; Arthropoda; Arachnida; Sarcoptiformes; Oppiidae
Gene: ago
Product: F-box/WD repeat-containing protein 7-like
Exons: 1
Coding region: 238-2322 (694 amino acids)
Biological process (GO): ubiquitin recycling; proteasome-mediated ubiquitin-dependent protein catabolic process
Cellular component (GO): cytoplasm; nucleus
Molecular function (GO): ubiquitin binding
Source: RefSeq, a predicted model, not a curated record
UAUACUAAUGGCUAAUGUUUUGUCAAAUGGUUUGCAAAAUGGCUGCCAAUUGUUGUGUCAAUUGUUUGACUCAUUUGUUAUAUUAAUGACAUUUGAAUUGCAAUUAAAUUAACCGUUGAUUUAGUUAUCACUUGUUAUCAGUCAAUCAUUUAGUUGUUUGUCUUAAAAUCGGACGUUUUAUUUAAUAUAUUUGUUUAGCGAUUUGUUUUGCAUGUCUUGAUUGUGUGGGUGACAGUCAUGUCCGCCAUCGACAACAUCUGCCAACUGAACACUGAUCUGAAUGGCAAUGAAGACCACAUUCAUACCGUCACUGGUGGUCACCGUUUAGGACACACUAGAGAUCAAUUGACACCAUCUGUGCUGAGGAUGACUUCGACAUCCGAUUGCGCUAUUAGUGUGACGACAGUGAAGAAGGCGAAGUACGGCACAACCUGUCUGUCGACAACACAAACAAUUACUGCCAAUCAGUACAACAACUCCGCCAACAACUCAUUAUUAGUUAAUUUAAAGCAUUCUUCCGAAGCCAUACAACAGUGGACACAAACGGAAGACAUGGACUCGUCUUUUGUUGACAUGGAUGUGACGAAUAAUAAUAGUAUUAAAUGUAAUAAUAAUAACAUUAAUUGUAAAGAUAAUGGUUUAGACAAAUGGCUCAAAACUUUCUACAAUUGGUCGCACAACGAGAGGAUACAAGCGUUAGACAGUUUGGUCUCAACGGGCAUUUGCGAAGUACAACAAAUCAGACAUUUGCUGACUUUGAUUGAACCUCAGCUCCAAAGAGACUUCAUAUCAUUGUUGCCAAAAGAGUUAUCAUUAUUAAUAUUAGGUUAUUUAGAUCCAAAGGAUCUGUUAAGAGCGUCACAAACGUGUCGUAAUUGGAGGAUAUUAUGUGAAGACAAUGUUUUAUGGAGAGAAAAGUGUCGCGAAGAGGGACUUCUCGACGAUAAUGAAAGUAUCACUGACUUCUUCAAACGUCGUCUUGAGUCGAGUCGCUGUUCACUCAUGUGUUCAACACCGACAUCACCGCCGCCUUCAAACAGCUCAUCACCAAAGCUGUGUCCCUUAUCUCCAGACUCGCCAAUGCAAUCAUUUGCUAGAUCUGAGAAUAAGAUACGAUUCUUGAGACAGAAAAAUAUUGAAUAUAACUGGAGAUAUGGAGUGUUGUCCACAGAAAAAGAGAGUACAACACCUACAGGAAGAGGUCGUCUUUUAAAGGAAAUACUUUAUCUCAAAGGACACGACGAUCACGUUAUCACAUGUCUUCAGUUUAAUCCCAUCUCUAAUUUAAUUGUUAGUGGAAGUGAUGACAAUACACUUAAGGUGUGGUGCAGUGAAACGGGUCGCUGUAAACGGACACUCACUGGUCAUACGGGUGGUGUCUGGUCAUCACAGCUUUCAUCCGAUAAUAUCAUAAUUAGCGGCUCAACUGAUAGGACGUUAAAAGUUUGGAAUGCAAUGAGCGGAGAAUGUCUUCACACACUUUAUGGCCACACGUCUACCGUUAGAUGUAUGGCAUUGCAUGAGAAUCAAGUGGUCUCCGGUUCUCGUGACGCAACUCUCAGGGUUUGGGAUAUAAAGACUGGAUGUUGUAAUCACGUAUUAACAGGACACGUGGCCGCAGUGCGUUGUGUCCAAUUCAACGGUAAAUUAUGCGUUUCCGGUGCUUAUGAUUACUUGGUUAAGGUUUGGGAUGUAAGUACUGAGACCUGUCUGCAUACACUUGAGGGUCAUACAAAUCGAGUCUAUUCUCUACAAUUUGAUGGAUUACAUAUUGUAAGCGGAUCUCUGGAUACAUCAAUUAAGGUGUGGUCGGCAGCAGAAGGCACUCUUAAGCACACUCUUGUAGGACAUCAGUCAUUGACGAGUGGAAUGCAAUUAAGAGGGAAUACAUUAGUGUCUGGAAAUGCGGACUCAACUGUUAAAGUUUGGGACAUUACGACCGGUCAAUGUUUACAAACAUUGUCGGGACCUAACAGACAUCAAAGUGCUGUCACAUGUCUUCAGUUUAACUCACGAUUUGUCAUCACAUCCAGUGAUGACGGAACUGUCAAACUAUGGGACCUCAAAACUGGAGAAUUUAUUAAGAACUUAGUAUCGCUUAGUAGUGGAGGAAGUGGUGGAGUUGUGUGGCGUAUCAGAGCUUCCAAUACCAAACUGGUUUGUGCUGUCGGUUCCCGAAAUGGAACCGAAGAAACUAAACUAUUAGUUUUGGACUUUGAUGACUACCAAGACAUUAGGCAAACCAGGUUUGAGGAAAUGGAUACUACAUUUGAAAUGGACAAUGAUUUUGAUAAAGAUAAUAAUAAUCUAAUUUUACUUUAAUUUUUUUGCUUAUUUUAGUCAAUAAUAAUUAAAUUGUUUACUCAUUUAUAAAGAGAAUAAUUUCGUAAAUCAAAUACACUUUUGUGUAAUUCUUUUAUUUAAUCGAAAAUAAAUACAAAUUUCAUUUCACACCACUUCCUG